GUUGCCUGAGACCUCCCUGCCUCGGCCAAGCUCACAUGGGGCUCUGCACUGGAGGGUUGCGGGUGUCGCCUCCGCCAUGCAGUUUCCACUAUCAAUAAUUUAACUUCUCCGCGGCGGCCCAGGAGUACAGACCGGGCUCCCGAGACCCGCCCCCUUCCCUGCUUUUUUUUUUUUUUUUUUACCUAAAGGGAAGGUGAAAAAUAUUCAGAGUCUGGGAGUUUGGGGCCGAAGUCUCCCCGGCGCCGCUGCCUUGAUGUUUACUUUGACGAGUCGAGGCUGAAAGUUCCACCAGGUGAGAAGAGUGAUGACCAUCCUUCUCCUUACUAUGGUUAUUUCGUACUUCGGUUGCAUGAAGGCCGCCCCCAUGAAAGAAGCCAGCGUCCGAGGCCCAGGCAGCUUGGCCUACCCCGGCGUGCGGACCCACGGGGCUCUGGAGAGUGCGACCGGGCCCAAGGUGGGCGCCCGGGGCCUGACGUCCUCAUCGCUGGCCGACACUUUUGAGCACGUGAUCGAGGAGCUGUUGGACGAAGACCAGAAAGUCAGGCCCCACGAGGAGAACACGAAGGACGCGGACUUGUACACUUCCAGGGUGAUGCUGAGCAGCCAAGUGCCUUUGGAGCCCCCCCUGCUCUUCCUGCUCGAGGAGUACAAAAAUUACCUGGACGCUGCCAAUAUGUCCAUGCGGGUCCGGCGCCACUCCGACCCUGCCCGCCGUGGGGAGCUGAGCGUGUGUGACAGCAUCAGCGAGUGGGUCACUGCCGCGGAUAAAAAGACUGCAGUGGACAUGUCCGGCGGGACGGUCACAGUCCUGGAAAAGGUCCCCGUGUCCAAAGGCCAGCUGAAGCAAUACUUCUACGAGACCAAGUGCAAUCCCAUGGGCUACACCAAGGAAGGGUGCAGAGGCAUAGACAAAAGGCACUGGAACUCGCAGUGCCGAACUACCCAGUCCUAUGUGCGGGCCCUCACCAUGGAUAGCAAAAAGCGGAUUGGCUGGCGGUUCAUCAGGAUAGACACUUCCUGUGUAUGUACACUGACCAUUAAGAGGGGAAGAUAGUGGCUUUAUGUUGUAUAGAUUAUAUUGAGACAGAAAUUAUCUAUUUGUAUAUAUACAUAACAGGGUAAAUUAUUCAGUUAAGAAAAAAAUAAUUUUAUGAACUGCAUGUAUAAAUGAAGUUUAUACAGUACAGUGGUUCUACAAUCUAUUUAUUGGACAUAUCCAUGACCAGAAAGAAAACAGUCAUUUGCGCACAACUUUAAACAAAAAUCUGCAUUUCAUUCCUCGAUAAUGUUGUGGUUUGUUGCCGUUGCCAAGAAUCAAACAUAAAAAGUUUAAAAAAAAAUACUAAUAAAUUGCAUGCUGCUUUAAUUGUGAAUUGAUAAUAAACUGUCCUCUUUCAGAAAACAGACAAAAAAAAAAAAAAGACAAAAACAAAAAUUUGAACCAAAACAUUCCGUUUACAUUUUAGACAGUAAGUAUCUCCGUUCUCUUGUUAGUACUCUUGUCUGUUUUACUGCUUUUAACUUCUGAUAGCAUUGGAAUUAAAACAAUGUCAAGGUGCUGUUGUCAUUGCUUUACUGGCUUAGGGGAUGGGACGGGAGGGGAAUCUUUUUGUUUGUUUUGUGUUUUUUUUUUCUGUUUGUUUGUUUGUUUUAUUUUACUUUAUUAUUAUUUUUUUGAGUUCCCACAGGGAGUAGGGUUGGGGAAAGAGUUCUUCUACCCGUUCUGGUUGAUCAAAGAUACCUUUCUAUGUUGUGAAGACGUUUGCAGUAUCAAUCAGAUAACUGGAAAGGAAUAAAAACAAAGGCAACAGAACCCGACGCCUACCCUGCAUCUCCCAAGAGACACCUCCUGGGUCCCUCUCCAGACCUGGGAGAGCUGCUUGAUCCCAAAGACCCCUCUCUUUGCUCAGGCAAUUCUUCCCUUCCUCCCCCUUUGGCCCCCGUCUGUUUCGCUUUUAACUUAAGGAAGAAAGUUCAGUCGCGCGCUUUGAAAGCUUCCACCACUUUUGUGAACAAGAUGUGUCACAUCACGGCACGCAUGGAAAAUGGUGAUUUAUUAUUUUUUUUAGAAGAGAAAAAGAACAAUAAGAAAUAACCCCCAAAGAAGUAUUUUUUUACAAAGGGUCAUUUGGGUAAAUCAUGGUAAUGCUUUAAAAAUCACGAUUAAGUUUCACAGUGUCCUGCCAGGGAAAGAGAGAGCUCCAUAUAAACCCAGGGACACAUAGGUCACAGCAGGACUCUGCAUUGCCGGUGACAUGAGAUGGAAUGGCCUCAGAGGCCAGCAGAGCUGACAUACUGGUUCCUGGCAGUGCAGGAGGAAUUUCUGAGUGGCCACCCUGAGGUCCAGGUGGAGGUGGGGGAGGGUACUCGAGACAUUCCUACAGGAGCACCCUCCAGAGGUGGCCCCGGAGUGACCCCUGUCAAGUUGCUGGGACCUCGUGCUUUAAGUGCCUACAUUACCUAACUGUGCUCGAGUGGUUCUCAGCCGGAGGAUCACGCCCAAGCGGACUUCUGGUCUCCACCCCAUCCUGGAUCAUUGUGCAGGAAGUUGGAGGAUUCGCCUGGAGCAGGUUCGGAGCCAAGGUGGAGUUUUGUGAUCAGGAGCUCAGUCCACUGAGAUCAAAGACGUUUACUGCAAGAACACUUCCUUGCUUUGCACCUAGACUGAGGAAACCAGGGUUUUGUCUGUUGAGAACUUUUGGGCAAAGGAAAAAGAACAGGAAAAGAUCUCAGGCUUUCAAAAGAUCAAGGCCUGAAAGGAUAGGAAUCUUGUCCAGAGACAAGACUUGGGAAAAUGCCUUGCUCUGCAGAUGAGGCCAGGACAGAGGACAAUGCCUUGGUCCCAGGUGAUGUCCACAGCGGCACCUGGCCAUUCUGUCUGGUGAUGGCCCCUGCUUCCCUUGCCCUGGGGUUAGGAGAAGUGGAGUUGGGAGCUAGGCAGUGCUGCUGGGAGGAAGGGACCCCAGUAAAAGCUCGUGCUAAGCCGUUUUACCCAUUCACCCCAAACCUGACACUGUUAGUGGCUGGACCCGUGUCCUGGAGCCCCAGACCGAGCUUCAAGCAAUUGCUGUGUCUUAGGAGGGUGAGGAGUAAGGGAAAGCAGGUGUUCCCAGGGGACCGGGAGGGGGGAAAGAGUCCGCCAGCAACAAUUUCUGUUUGUUCAGUCUUUCAUGUAGAGCUAGCCUCUCCUUUUAUGGUUCCACCUGAAUACCUGUCUUGGGAAGCCUUUAUGUAGUAUAGGUUUGUUUUGUGCUGUUUGACGAUUACAAUAUUGGUCAUUAUUUUUAACCUGUAGGAAUGCUUGGAAUAUCUGCUCUCUGUUCACUUUCUGCAGCUUCCUUCUGAGGAACAACAUUUACAAACCAAACAAAGUCACCAUUGCAGUCUUAAAAGUAUUAUAAGGACCAAAUCUGUGACGUGGUUUUGUGGUAGACGUCCAGCGGCGAUGUGGUCCAUGGCUGUUGCUAACAAGACACAUCACAGUCACACGCUUGGUGAUUUAUGUUGACCUAUGAUUUAUUUUGUUAAAAUCUCUGUUGCUGUUCGUUCUUGUUCUGUUCUGUUCUGUUUUUGCUGUGGUCUCUUCGUGGCAGUGUUUUUAUGCAUGGCAACAGGCUUGUUGCUUUUUUAUGGUGAUUCCCAUUGAAAAUGUAAGUAAAUGUCUGUGGCCUUGUUCUCUCUAUGGUAAAGAUAUUAUUCACCAUGUAAAACAAGAAAAAAAUAUUUAUUGUAUUUUAGUAUAUUUAUAUAAUUAUGUUAUUGAAAAAAAUUGGCAUUAAAACUUAACCGCAUCAGAAGCCUAUUGUAAAUACAAGUUCUAUUUAAGUGUACCAAUCAACAUAUAAUAUAUGUUUUAAAUAUAGAAUUUUUAAUGUUUUUAAAUAUAUUUUCAAAGUACAUAAAA
This is a messenger RNA of Chinchilla lanigera (long-tailed chinchilla), 3904 nucleotides long. It is a transcript of the gene Bdnf, whose product is annotated as brain-derived neurotrophic factor. Gene Ontology annotation, biological process: memory; nerve development; negative regulation of neuron apoptotic process. Gene Ontology annotation, molecular function: nerve growth factor receptor binding; growth factor activity. The coding region runs from base 305 to 1054 and encodes 249 amino acids. The record is from RefSeq and is a predicted model, not a curated record. NCBI's taxonomy places the organism in Eukaryota, Metazoa, Chordata, Mammalia, Rodentia, Chinchillidae. The transcript is spliced from 2 exons.